This is a messenger RNA of Vigna radiata var. radiata (mung bean), 1959 nucleotides long. Its product is annotated as UV radiation resistance associated protein. Bases 132 to 1190 code for a protein of 352 amino acids. The record is from RefSeq and is a predicted model, not a curated record. The transcript has 6 exons. Lineage: Eukaryota; Viridiplantae; Streptophyta; Magnoliopsida; Fabales; Fabaceae. Gene Ontology annotation, biological process: SNARE complex assembly. Gene Ontology annotation, molecular function: SNARE binding. Gene Ontology annotation, cellular component: lytic vacuole; endosome.
CAUCCAUUAUCCAAGAAGACCAAGACCCAACUUUUCCUUUUUCUCUUCCAAGAAAAUCAGGAACUGAAGAAUCCAAGAGGAAUGAUGGACUACAUUUGGUGAUAAAAGCACUCGAUGACGAUGAUGAGUUCAUGGAGCCAAACCAGAUUCUGUCAUUGCGGACCACUACAACUGAUCCCGAACAUUUGAAGGUCAUUCAGUGGGAGGACUUCCAGCACGAUCUCGCGAGGUUGGCGAGUCUCUCUUCAGCACUGGGAGAAUCGAACGAGAAGAAGCGCGACCUUCACCGCAAGCUGGAGUCUCUCAUCCAGGCCAAUGGUGAAUCAUUAGGUCGGUUGAAUGAACUUGAGGAGAUGCGCCAAAGAUUAGAAUCAAAGAAAGUGAUGAUGGAAAAUAUGUCUAUACGUUCUAGGCUUGCUAAGGAGGAUGCUAGCAAGCAGGAAGAGCAGCUUAGUGGUGCAGUGCAAUCGCUUCUGGUUGCAGGGGGUGCUCUUUCUGUAUGCAGGAGAAACCUCCAAGAAUCAAGCAGAUUACUGUCUGAAGAAAAUGGUUAUGUUCAUAUGAGAAAAAUGCAAAAGGUGCUGCGGAGGAGGCAACAACAUAUGACAUCUCAAAUUUCAAUGCUCUAUCCUGUGAAGAUCUUGGUUGGACCAGCACAAAAGCAAGAGCUUGAGGCAUAUCCUUCGAGUAACCUAGCAGGAACUUCUGCUGGACUUAAACCAGUUAAUGAAGGAUCCUUAACGAUUCGUGGCCUGCAUUUGAAUGUGCCAUCUUUUAGGAAAAUGAGCUUUUUCACUGAUAAAAAGGAAAUUCAGGUGUCUGCUACUGCCCUAGGAUAUGUUGCACAUGCUGUUUCACUUAUAGCCUCUUACUUGCAAGUUCCUUUGCGAUAUCCUUUACGGUUGUGUGCUUCUCAUUCAUAUAUCCUUGACAAUGCACCUUCAACAGAGCUAACAUCUGAAGCUUCACCAAAUGCAAACACAAAUGCCAAGCAUGUGGAAUUUCCCCUUUUUUUAGAAGGUCAAGACACAACAAGAGCAGCUUACGCUGUAUUCUUACUAAAUAAGGAUUUAGAACAGCUUUUGAAUUUCAUUGGUGCAAAGAGUUUGGGACCGCGCCAUGUACUUGCUAAUUUGAGGGAGCUCUAUAGGAUUAUCCAGGCUUCAGCUUUUAUAGAUAACUUGAUAUAGUGGUUUUGUCUCUACUGUAAUUUCCUUGUGAUUCGAUUUUUUAAAUAUCCUUACCAGGGUGCAAUUUUUUUGGUGCACCUUCCAAUGUAGCAUCAUUAUCAAAAUGGAACUUCCUAUAAUGGAUUUCGUAUUCUGUAAAAAAGAGAUACAGUACUGCCAAAAAAGUAGUGUUAUUUGAGCAUAUUAUAAUUGCCGAAUGCAGAGAUAUAUUGUAUAAGAACUAGUGGAGAAUGGCAUGCAGUUUUAAACCUUUUGCUUAAAACAUGAAACAGGUACGAUGAAAUUCCCUCUUAGGAUGAGAAAAGGAGAUGCAGUGAUUUUUCAAAUUUUGAUGGUUUUAUAACGUCGUGUGAGUAGUUUAUUUGAUUUAUUUCUUUUAGCUCGUGUUAGCAAGAGGUGUCCAGAUUUGCAGCUUGACAAUAGAGCCAAUACUGAUACAAGGCCUAUUAGCACCACAGUGACCAAAAGGGAGAGUAAGAAAUCACAAUAUCUUAUGGACUAUCAACUUUGAAGAAAAAGGAAUUUGAGAGAAUCAUAUUAUAAAGAUAUUUUGGUGGAAUGUCAAUUACUCAUGGGUUCUAUUAAGGGAAUAUUUUUUGGUAGUUUUUAUUUUCUUUAAAUGCGGUUAGUUAAUGAUUGGCAAUAAGUACUUCCUUAUUUUGGCAGAAUGAAUGAAAAAGGGGAUCUUGGAAAAAUUAUUUCUCCUUCCUUAUCUCUCAAAUUUCUAGGAGGUUGUCUUGACCUCAAAUCAAUGUAGUUAUUUCUCUUA